GGCGCUCGUUCGUUUUGGCUCAACGUCAUCUCGAGGCUGACGAGGCCGCCCAGCCAUGUUGAGAAGUCUGUCAAGCAAAGUGCAGCCCGCCAUUGUGUAGACACCAAGCAAGCAGGCUCUGGAGGGAGACAGGGGCGCUCGGCUCAACAAAUCACCCUUAGCUACGCCAAAUUCUCCAGCCUGCCGCUCGUAAUAUACGAGGGGAUAAAAAGACAUGUCAGCCAGCAGCCUCCUCGAACAGAGACCGAAAGGCCAAGCAAGUAAAGUGCAAAACGGAGCUGUGACCCAAAAGGAUUCCUUGAAUGAUGAUGAGUUUGAGCCUUAUCUGAGCACUCAGGCCAGACAGAGCAAUGCCUAUACGGCCAUGUCGGACUCCUACAUGCCCAGCUAUUACAGCCCCUCCAUAGGAUUUUCCUACUCCCUCAACGAGGCAGCAUGGUCCACCGGCGGGGACCCUCCUAUGCCUUACCUGGCCUCCUAUGGACAGCUAAGCAACGGGGAGCCCCACUACCUCCCGGAUGCCAUGUUUGGGCAGCCGGGCCCCUUGGGAAGCAACCCCUUCUUAGGCCAGCACGGCUUCAACUUCUUCCCCAGCGGCAUCGACUUCUCGGCAUGGGGGAACAGCAGCUCUCAGGGACAGUCGGGCACGCCGCAGAGCUCCGGCUACAGCAGCAGCUACGCAUACGCUCCCAGCUCCCUGGGAGGUGCCAUGAUUGAUGGACAGUCCCCCUUUGCGCCCGCUGCCAAUGAACCCCUAAACAAGGCGCCCGGUAUGAACAGCCUGGACCAGGGCAUGGCUGGUUUAAAGAUCGGGGCUGCAUCUCCUGGGGGAAGCGGGGAUAUGGCUCCUAAGGUGGUCGGCUCUGGCUUACCUGGAGGGGGUCCUCUUGGCCCAGUGUCUUCUGUAGGACCCCCGAGCAUGCCCCCUGUCUCAAUUGCCCCCGCCAAGCCUGCCUCGUGGGCAGACAUCGCCAGCAAGCCAGCUAAGCCUCAGCCCAAGCUGAAAACCAAGGGUGGCAUGGCCGGGGCCAAUUUGCCACCUCCGCCCAUUAAACACAACAUGGACAUCGGCACCUGGGACAACAAGGGGACCGUGCCCAAAGCGGUCACGCCUCAGCAGGUGCCCCCAAAUCCCAGCAAUGGGCAGCCACCCAAUCAGGCGUCCCCCCAGCCUGGAAGUAUGGCGGCAGGGAACCCACAGAUGCCCCUCAGCAAUGGACAGCUGGUACCCCCAGUCUCCCAGAUGGGGCAGCAUCAGCUACCGCCGAGUGGGCAGCCCGGCAUGGCUCAAAUGCCCCAGCCGCCUCCGUCUCAGGGCCCCCUGCCUCUGCCUAGUCAACAGCAGCAGGCUGCCCAGCCCACCCGCUGGGUGCCCCCUCGGAACCGGGCCAAUGGAUUUGGGGAUGGUGGCGGGACCGGUGCGGGCCAGUCGCCCCCUGCCUCCUCCGGGGUGGGCAUGGUUCCCGGGGUGCCCUCUGAGCCCCACCCAGUCUUAGAGAAGUUGCGUAUGGUCAACAACUACAACCCCAAGGACUUUGACUGGAACCCCAAGCAAGGCCGCGUGUUCAUCAUCAAGAGCUACUCGGAGGACGACAUCCACCGCUCCAUCAAGUACAACAUCUGGUGCAGCACGGAGCACGGCAACAAGAGGCUGGACGCCGCAUACCGCUCGCUGGGCGCCAAGGGGCCGCUCUACCUCCUGUUCAGCGUCAACGGCAGCGGGCACUUCUGCGGCGUGGCCGAGAUGCGCUCGGCCGUGGACUACAACACGUCUGCCGGCGUGUGGUCACAGGACAAGUGGAAGGGGCGCUUUGACGUGCGCUGGAUCUUUGUCAAAGACGUUCCCAACAGUCAGCUGAGACACAUCCGGCUGGAGAACAACGAGAACAAGCCGGUGACCAACUCUCGGGACACGCAGGAGGUGCCGCUGGACAAGGCCCGGCAGGUGCUCAAGAUCAUCGCCGGCUACAAACACACCACCUCCAUCUUUGACGAUUUUUCGCACUACGAGAAGCGUCAGGAGGAGGAGGAGUGUGUGAAAAAGGUGGAGGUCCAAGGCAGCGAGCCAUAUCCCAGCAACCCAAACAACAGGAGUCAUUACAGGCUGCAGGAUCGCCAGGGACGGCUCAAGUAACAGUUGGUGCUUUUGUCAAAAGACUGCAAAGCCCCCACACAUCCCCAACCCUCAAACCUCCACACACCUGCCCUCCCCUCCCCAGCCAGCCAUUGCAUCAUCACAUCCACACGUCUCUUUAUUAGGAAAUCCUAAAAUGGGCUGAAGAAUUAACCGAGGAUAAGAAUAAAAACAUGAAGACUUUAUUGAUUUCUUUUGACUUUGAAGACUUACUUGGAACUUGUAGUAAAAAAAACAAAAAACAAAAAAGAGACAAAAUAUUAUUCCUAGGACUACAACUUAAUGCAUAGCAUCCUUAGGUGAACUCUUGUUUUGCCAUUCCACUGCAUAUGCUCCCCCCCCCACCUUUGUUGUUUUUAGUGAAAGAAUCUCUCUCAUCUUUCUAUUUUUUUUUUUUUUUCUUUCUGACUUUUUUUUUUAUUUUUAUUUUUUUAUAAACGUUCCAAGAGCAGGUCCGCGAUGGUCACACCCACGUUUGCUUAAAAUGGAUGGGACGACUCCUGCCUCAUUUUUGCAUCAUCUACUGAGGACAAGGACAUUUUUCCUCCUCAGCAGAUUUUCAUCACCGACAACCAUGUUCUUCAAAUGGCUCCCAUGUUUUUUGGUUUUGUUCCUCUCUAGCUCUGUCUGUUUAUCCCUCUUUCUUUCUCCUGGAGGUGACGUUCAGAAUAGCCCCCCAUUUUGUUUUUGCAUGUGUCGGGAAGGAUCGCACCAAAGCUGUUGGAAAGGGAGAUGACAAAAUGGAGGGUCAAGUGUGUUAAAGCAACAGCAGAAGAAGUUAUGAGCCUUCCUCGGAGUUUCAUUUAAAAGGGGCCCCGCUAACUAACAGCCAUCAUUGGACAUAAUUUCCCCGCCUUUUCUUUCCCUUGGACAGUUUGAUUCAUUGUUGCAAUGGGCUGCUUUCUUUUUGCAGUUUUUUUUGUUUUGUUUGUUUGUUUCUCCCUUUUCUAACGACAGCGAUGCGAGUGGCCUUGUCCCCGCUCUUUCUAUUAAUCUGUUCCAAAGUAAUAAACGUGGUAUAUUAAGCAGAACUGGUGUGUAUUCCCCUUGUUUGACUCUUAAGAUGAAGAAUGUCUUUAUUUUAAACCCGUCCAUCUCAAACAUGAGUUUUCAUUGCUUUCCUCUCUACUAACUUGGCCUGCCACAACAUUCCCCGCUUUCCAUUUCUGACCACUUAAGCCAACCAUAAUCAAAUUAGCUUCGAUUUUAUUUCUUCAGAAUGACAUUUUUGCAAAGUUUCAACAAGAAAAAAAACACGCACGGUCCUCUUUCAGAACUACUGGCUUUUAUUUGUGGCAGAAUAAAGAUGCUCCACAAAGUGA
Molecule: messenger RNA, 3456 nt
Organism: Phyllopteryx taeniolatus (common seadragon)
Lineage: Eukaryota; Metazoa; Chordata; Actinopteri; Syngnathiformes; Syngnathidae
Gene: ythdf2
Product: YTH N6-methyladenosine RNA binding protein F2
Exons: 6
Coding region: 215-2134 (639 amino acids)
Biological process (GO): mRNA destabilization
Cellular component (GO): cytoplasm
Molecular function (GO): N6-methyladenosine-containing RNA reader activity; mRNA binding
Source: RefSeq, a predicted model, not a curated record